AUGCCCCAAAAUUUCUAUCAUUCAAUUGUUAUACGUUUAGUGCGGGUUUGUUUUGGAACUGAUAAUAGUCGAACGGAGCUGCGGGAUGUGAACCGGAUCAAUCAGCUAAUUAGACAGUAUCGGAAUUGCACUCGCGUUAAGGGAAAUUUGGAAAUAACUUAUAUACAACGUGAACAUCUGAAUGGAACUGAUUCGGAAAAAUUUUUCAGCUUUUUAGACCAUAUCCAACAGAUCACCGGUUACCUAUUAAUCUAUGCAAAUGAUUUCGAUCGAAUAACACUACAAAAUUUGGAAAUAGUUUGGGGUGAUAAACGGCAUGAUGAUAUAGCAGCAAUAGAUAUAAGUUAUAAUAAGGAACUGAAACAUGUCAACUUACCGAAGUUAAGAAGCAUUGAACGCGGCAGUAUAGUACUGAUGAAUAAUCCUUAUCUAUGUAAUUGGAACACUACCGUAUCCUACAAUGAAAUUCUUGGUAAAGGCAGUAAAUCGCGAGUUCAAUUAAUGAACAAUUUCGAUAAAUGUGAUCAAGUUGAAAGCAAAUGUGCAGAAAAUUGUGGUAAAUAUUGCUGGGGACCGGAUAAAGAUAUGUGUCAGACAGUGUAUCGUGAAAUCUGUCCAAGCGAUUGUCCAUCACAAAUGUGUUAUCAAAGUGAUAACAAAACACAUUGCUGUGACGAGGCAUGCGCAGCGGGUUGCUUUGGUGAAGGAAAAAGUGCUUGCAUCGCUUGUGCUAAAUUAGAGCAAGAUUUGAAAUGUGUAGAGAAGUGUAAUGGAUUGACAGAUUACGAUCCAACAUUGAAAAUGACCGUAAAACAUUCUGAUCCACGAUACACCUAUGAUCGAUAUUGUGUGAAGCAAUGCCCAGAUGAGACGCUUAUCCAAGGGGAAUACUGUGUUAUACAUUGUACGGAAGGUUACUGGCAUGAUCCGGUAAAAAAUACCCGAAUUUGUGAGAAGUGCCAUAAUGGAAUAUGUCCGAAAACUUGCUUAAUGAGUGAGCCAAUAGAUUCGAGUAAUAUUGGAAGUUUGGAAAACUGCACAGUUAUCGAAGGUUUCGUUCAACUUUUACGUCACUCAUUCGAAGCUCAUCGGAAAUUUUUUACGGAUGGGAGACCACCGAUGAAAAUACCAGCAUUAACAGCCAAAAUGUUGGAGGCAUUGAAAAAUGUUAAAAUUAUUACCGAAUAUGUGGAUGUUCAAGCGGCCGAAUUCUCUCCUGCAUCGUUAGGCUUCCUUAGUAAUCUGAGAACCAUCGAAGGACGUAAACUUAGUCUCGAUCAAUUUGCAUUAUUGAUUACCAGCAAUCAAAAUCUGAAAGAGCUUGGACUACGAUCAUUGAAAAGGAUAAAGAAUGGACGUGUGUACAUUGGAAAAAACGAGAAACUUUGUUUUCUAGAUUCGAUAACAGAGCGCUGGAAAGAGAUCAUGCAAAUGGAUAAUAUUUCUUAUUCGGUAGCAAUAAAGAGAAAUGGACAGAAAUGCUCAAAUACUACUAUCUGUGAUGAUAACUGUGAUAAGAGAUAUGGAUGCUGGGGUGAAGGACCAAGAAUGUGUGUAAAAUGUUCCAAUUAUGAUGUGGACGGCGAGUGCUCCAGCAACUGUCCUACAGAAGGAUUUUAUUUGGUGAAUCAAAAAUGCCUUAAAUGCCAUCCUCAAUGUAAAACAUGCAACGGACCAACAGAACGAGAUUGUGCUACAUGCCGGAAUGUUCGGAUACAACAGGGUAGUGAAUGGGAAUGUAUAGCAGAAUGUCCGAAGCUAUAUUAUUUCGAUGGGAAUACAUGUUUGCCAUGCAAUGCAGUAUGCUAUGAUUUUGGUUGUACCGGUCCGGAAAAAGUGGCCGGCAAAGGUGGUUGCAACAAAUGCAAGCAUGCAAAGCGCCCUGAUACUGGCCAAGCACCAGUAUGCUUAUAUGAGAUAGGUGAACCAAGGGAUGUGUGCCGUGAUAAUAAACUAACUCAUUACUAUGCUGCCGCAUCAUCCAGCGAACUUAUUGCUGAAUUUGAAUGUGAUGAAUGCAGUGAAGAGUGUUUAACUUGUGCUGGUUAUGGUACAUCUGUGAAGCGACAUAAAUGUAAAUGUGCGCAUUAUUUAACAAAAACGAAUUCAGACAACGGUUAUUGUACAAUGAACUGUAAAAUGGAUUCAUUUAUGGUGCGCCCUAAAUCAAAUAAUGAAAUCGGUGAAUGCCAACGAUGUAAUGAACUAUGUGAUCUUUCAAUGGGUUGUACAGGUCCUAGUUCUGCAAACUGUACACGAUGUGCCAAAGCUGGCAUUUUAUUGAGCAAUAAGUUGAUUUGUCUAGAACGAUGUCCAGCUGAUUAUCCAUUUCUUACGACUGAUAAACUUUGUCAUAGUUCAGAUCCAGAAGCUUCUGCCUUGAAAAAGAGAAUGUACAUAAUCAUAAUCUGUGUAUUAUGCGCAGCUGUUCUUAUUGCCAUUAUAGCGGGUAUCACAAUAAAUUGUAUAAAAUACAAGAAACGAUAUCAACAGGAGCUUGAAAUGAAUCUACCAAGCAUUCCGGAUUACGAACUAACGGAUCUAUCGAUGAGACCAAACAUGACGCGUCUUUGCAUUAUUACCAGUGAAAAUCUUGAAAAGACGCAGCAAUCUCUUGGACAAGGCGCAUUUGGAACUGUUUUCUUGGGCUAUUGGUGGCCAAAGGGUAAGAACGACGGUGAAAAGUUGGCAGUAGCAAUUAAGGUAGUUCAUGAUGGUAGCGGUACAGCACAUCAAGAAAUGUUACAAGAGGCGGGUAUCAUGGCAUGUAUGCGACAUGAACAUUUGCUUCGGCUGGUUGGUGUAUGUCUUAGCGAUGGUAUGCAAAUUGUGACUCCAAUGCGACCACUUGGUAGUUUGAAGAACUAUCUUAAAAAACAUCAUCAGAAACUCGGCGCAAGAGAUCUCUUGUUAUACUGCUACCAAAUUGCAUCGGCAAUGGAAUAUCUCUAUAAAAACCGUUUAGUACAUCGAGAUUUAGCUGCGCGAAAUGUCUUAGUGAAACGAGCCAAUCAUGUUGAAGUGACCGAUUUUGGACUUGCUAGAUUGUUGGAAAAAGGAAAAAGUGAAGUUUUUGUUGGCGGAAAGGUUGCCGUAAAGUGGUUAGCACUCGAAAGUCUUGAGAAACAAAUUUACACUCAUUACACUGAUGUUUGGGCUUUUGGUGUUACUUGCUGGGAAGUGCUAACAUUUGGACAAACACCGUUCCAAAGUGUACCGCCGGAUCGAAUACGUCAACAUUUAGCAACUGGUAAUCGUUUAGAGCAGCCAAAUAACUGCGCUCAAGAAGUAUAUCAAACAUUUUUGCAAUGUUGGUUACAGAAUCCAGAAUCGAGACCAAAUUUUGUUACGCUUAAGGAGAAAUUCAAGCAAUAUUGCAAAGCACCCCAUCUUUACGUUCUGGAUCGUUUUUAUAAGCAACAGUUAGAAUCUGUAUUACUUGAAAAUCAACAUGAGAUACUCAACGGUCUAAUGAAUAGUAGCGAACUUUGCGAUCAGUUUAAAUUUUCUGAAGACACUACAGUUAUAUCUACUUCAGUGGAACCACUGUCACCAGCAACACCUUCUUGGGAUGCUGUUAAUAUACAGCAGAAUGAACGAAUGGGAAGCAGCGAUUCGGGACGUUAUCAAAGUGAUCCUGUACAUGACGGACGCACAGAAUUGAGUAUGGAUGAAGGGAAUUAUUUAAUACCAAGUAAUAAACAGUCGAUUUUAUACACUCCAGUUGUUGUUCGAGAAAAUGGAGAAACAGAGUUGAUGGAAAGUUCGGAAUAUUAUAACGAUAAAAUUGGUACUGAUUAUUACAAUCAAUUGAAAUCUGCAUCGCUGGAAAUGGAAAAUGAGGCGAAAUCAAUUAAAAUAACAACGUAUCAAAAUGAUUAUUAUUUUGCUGAGAACGAGACAUCAUUGUGA
Messenger RNA from Cercopithifilaria johnstoni, 3912 nucleotides. The record is from the annotation of a GenBank genome assembly. Lineage: Eukaryota; Metazoa; Nematoda; Chromadorea; Rhabditida; Onchocercidae.